GCUUUACACCGGACCAUGCCUGCACUUUCAAGGACGUUAUAUUCAUUGACUUUCGCGCUGAUUUCCGGCGUUCUAUCUCCAAUUCUUGCGUCAUCGGGUUUGCCCAACAAGGUCUAUGGUGUAAAUCUUGGCUCAUGGCUCGUACUUGAGUCAUGGAUGCUCCCCGCCGAAUGGCUGGCAAUGGGUGGCGAAUCAUGCAGUGAUUGCUCGACGUGCAUAGCAUCGGAAUUUGCGUUUGCACAGGCGUAUCCCCACACCGUCGACGCGAUUUUCAAUAAGCACUGGUCUACCUGGUUUACGCAAGACGAUGUCAAUAAGCUUGCUUCGCUCGGUAUAAAUACAGUUCGCAUCCCGCUUGGCUAUUGGAUUAUUGAACCGCUUGUGGACCGUGUCACUGAAUUCUAUCCCCGUGGAGGCAUUAAACAGCUCAAACGCGGUUUAAAACAGUUGAAGGCUGCCGGAAUACGAGCAAUUUUAGAUCAUCACGCCCUUCCCGGCGUUCAAACUCCUAAUCAGCAAUUCACUGGAAGAUGUACGAGCGACGUUGAAUUCUAUACCGACAAGAAUUAUCACCGAGCUCUGGUCUGGACCGCGGUUAUGACAGCGUUGAGCCACCUUGACCCUGACUUUGGAAGUGUUUUCUCUAUUGAAGCAGUAAACGAGCCCAUUAUGGACGCCACUCAGACACCCGGUUACGGAGAUUUCCAGAAGAACUUCGUGCAGGCCGUGCGGGCUGUAGAGAAACUCCUUGGCAUCGAAUCCCCGAAUAACAUAUCUAGUGGCGGAAUCGGCGCUCUUGUGUCGAACGCACUGAACGUGACUUCAUCUCUAUUGGGUGGUAGCAGUUAUGGUGGAGCUGUGGGGCAGGCGCUCGUCGACGCCGCGCCCAUGCUUGCAGAGGUUGCUGCAGAAAUUGGUAUUGGCAACCUUCUUAACGGGGGCGGACAUGCGUCGAGAACUCCGCUGAUGACUGCUUUUAUGGAUAUAAAUUGGCAGUUCAACAGCCCACCCAACCCCGCCGACGCAAUUGACGGACCACAAUUCUAUGACAAUCAUCUAUAUUAUUCAUUCGGCGGUGUAGCUGAUCCGAAUGAGAAUGCAUAUCUCACAAGCAUCUGCAACCUGGAACGAGUACAAGCGGAUGCAGCACUGGGAAACUCGCCUCUGGUCUUCGGAGAAUGGUCCUUGGCAACGCAGUUCGACCCAUCAGAUGAAUUUUUGACGAAAUGGGCAGACGCUCAGAAGCGGGCAUAUUCGAUGGGUGCUGGAUGGAUUUUCUGGAGCUUCAAGAUCGAAGAAUCGGAGUUGGCUGGGAACACGUCUCGUACUUGGUCAUAUUUCGACGGUAUUGACAGAGGAUAUUUAACGAAAGAUCCUUCACGGUUGAAUGACAAUCACGUAUGUGAUGGUUUCGUCAAUUCAACGACGUCAAGGAGGAGCGUUGGGAAUCGUCUAGCGAAGGCUCGUUUGCACGCAUAAAUUAGCCUUAAGCGGAUAAUGCGGAUUUAUUUCUUCGUUUCGGGAUAAUCUGGUAAUACUAUGAUGUAGGAAAGCUUCUCGAUGAUUUAAGAUUCUUGUACAAUUGGCUAACUGCAAGAGAUGGCGGCUUAGUGGAAGUCAACAAA
Messenger RNA from Fomitiporia mediterranea MF3/22, 1625 nucleotides. RefSeq names its product glycoside hydrolase family 5 protein. The record is from RefSeq and is a predicted model, not a curated record. Gene Ontology annotation, biological process: glucan catabolic process. Gene Ontology annotation, molecular function: beta-glucosidase activity. The transcript is spliced from 17 exons. Lineage: Eukaryota; Fungi; Basidiomycota; Agaricomycetes; Hymenochaetales; Hymenochaetaceae. Gene Ontology annotation, cellular component: cell surface; extracellular region. The coding region runs from base 16 to 1479 and encodes 487 amino acids.